Messenger RNA from Helobdella robusta, 786 nucleotides. RefSeq lists its product as hypothetical. The record is from RefSeq and is a predicted model, not a curated record. Lineage: Eukaryota; Metazoa; Annelida; Clitellata; Rhynchobdellida; Glossiphoniidae. The coding region runs from base 1 to 786 and encodes 261 amino acids. The transcript is spliced from 4 exons.
AUGGCUGAUCCGGUGGCAAUUAGAGAAAGAAGAAUGCAGAAGAUUCUUAAAAAUUCUGAAGAGAGGUUGAAAAAGUUAACAAACACUAACAAAAAUAUAUCUGAGAAUUUUCUAGAAAAUGGCAUGGUUGCUAAUGGAGAGAAAGAUAAUGGAACUCAUGAAACCACCAAGAAACCAACCUGCUGUCUGCCUUCUAGUGAUGAAAACAUGAACCAAACUGACCGGCUAAGAGGAGGUGAUGAUGGUGAAAAAGUUAAUCCUGAUUCAAAAUACUCAACAACACAGCAAGCAAAUACCAUGGAAAACGUGUUCACUAAUUCAAAAUUAUCUAAUUGUACUCCAGAAAAAGAUAUUGAUAUCAGUGCAGCUAGUACUUCUGCUAAAGAAAGCACCAAAACUGAUGAUAAUAAUGUUGAUGAUGUGGAUAUGGAGAAGAAAUUGAAAGAGUUUCUAGCUUUUCGAUGUUUCUUCAUAAUCAUCGUGGCCGUCACCACUAGACUGAUUAUUAAAUCAAGCUUCAAGGAAUUCAUUGUUGAUGAGAAUAUCAUUUACCAUUUUGUCAUGCUGGAAGUUAUUUUCUUCAGCUACCAAAAAUUACAAAAACUAGUCUAUCCGAGAAGCACCUCUGCCAAAAAUUUGAUCCUUAGCAGCAUGCUGGCAUACGUUGGUCUUGACAUUGAAUGCUUACACACUUACAAUUAUAUUAUGUCCAGUGUUUUGUCUGUAUUCAAUGAUUUUGUGGUUUAUCUAUUUUCAUUUAUUACUGUUCAUUAUUUACUGUCUUAG